Molecule: messenger RNA, 348 nt
Organism: Prorocentrum cordatum
Lineage: Eukaryota; Dinophyceae; Prorocentrales; Prorocentraceae
Source: the annotation of a GenBank genome assembly
AUGCAGAGAAGCGGAGAUGCAGUAGGCUGCGACCACAGCUACCCGAGCCUGGCUCGAAAGAGGCAGCCGCGCGAGGAGGAGGAGGAGGACGAGGAGGAGGGGAGGAGGAGGGAGAGGCGGAGGAGGGAGCGAGAAAGACAUCGGAAGCGGCGCUCGAGCCAACCUACGAUAGGCGAGCCGUGGCGCGCGUCCGGGGGCCAGGAAAACAGCAAAGAUGCAGAAUUCGGUAUCCCUUAUUACGCAGAAGCCAUCAAAUGUGUUAAUCAUGUUUUCCUCGAGCAGCGAAUACGUACCCGCAUCGAAGAUGCCAUCACGGCGGCGUUCACAAAACAACCAUGCAAGUGGUGA